GAAAAGAAAAGAAAAGAAAGGAAAGGAAAAGCUUGAGUAUCUCUUUGUCUUUGUCACUCCCCUCUCCUCCAUUGUUUAUAUUUUCGGAUUCAAUUCCAAGCCCACCUCUCUCUUCUUUCUCUCUUUUCCUACUCAGGUUUUCAUUCCCUCUCACUCUUUCUCUCUCCCUCCAAAUACCCCAUAUAUAUAGUAAACAAAAAAACAAAAAAACAAAAAAAAAAAAAAUCAAAAAUCUUUUUUCCAAAAUGUAUGGAGAUCAAAAUGGCUGCAGCUUUGAUCCGGAAGAAAAUGGUGCACAAUCAGAAAAUGGGUUUUCCCAAACACAACCAAACAUGAACCCCCAGCUUCCCUCUCAGUCAUCCUCCUUCAAGCUUCAGGAAGGGACUGGCACCACCACCACCACCAUUGACAACCAAACCGGCUUUGCUGUUGAAGAAAAUCUCAUGCUUUCCAUGGAAGAAUUUUCGUACCAUCAAACUCACCACCACCACCACCACCGUCAUCCUCCGCAAGAUGAUAUCCUUGCUGCUGCCACCUCCAUGGAUAUGGAGCUUCAGCACCAGUUGGCACUUGAGGCCUUGGAGAGCUCUUACAACAGCAUUGGCGGCAACAACAACACCAACUGGGUCGACCCACACUUGCCGGAAUCUCCAUACUUUCCGGCACCGGACCUUCUCAACCUCUUCAAUUUGCCCAGAUGCUCACCUUCCUCUUUGCUCCCAAAUUCUUCUUCCAAUAUCACAUUCACUCAGAAACCCACAACAAAUUUCCAAAAUUCCUUGAGUUUUCUUGGUGAUUGUCAUCAUCUUCCAACUGGAGUAGUAGCGGACAGCGCUUCUGCAUCCUCUGUCCUCUAUGACCCUCUGUUCCAUCUGAACUUGCCUCCACAGCCUCCAUUGUUCAGAGAGCUUUUUCAGUCAUUACCAAACGGCCAUAGCUUGCCAGGCUCCAAAAAUGGUUCCCUGUUCAGCAAUGGAGGGGAUGAAAUGGAGGCAGAUGGAGGGGUUUAUCAAGAAGGGUCUGAUGGGAGGCAAUUUGAGAAUGGAGUUUUUGAGUUCACCGCUCAUAUUGGCGAAGGAAGGGACGGCAAAGGGACCAAACAUUUAGCAACUGAGCGGCAAAGAAGAGUGCAAUUGAACGACAAGUACAGAGCAUUAAGGAGUUUGGUUCCAAAUCCAACCAAGAAUGAUAGAGCUUCAGUGGUGGGAGAUGCUAUAGAGUAUAUAAGAGAGCUGCUGAGAACAGUGAACGAUCUACAAUUACUGGUGGAGAGAAAGAGAUGCGGAAGAGAGAGGAUCAAAAGGCAAAAAACAGAAGAAGAGAGUGCAGCAGGAGCAGAUGGGGACGUUGAGAGCUCAGACAUUAAGCCUAGUAAUAUUGUGGAUCCAGCCGACCAGUCCUACAACAGCUCUUUAAGAAGCACAUGGCUUCAGAGGAAAUCCAAAGACACCGAGGUCGAUAUUCGUAUAGUGGACGACGAGGUGACCAUUAAGCUUGCUCAAAGGAAGAAGAUCAACCUGUUGCUGUUUGCGUCCAAAGUGCUUAAUGAGCUCCAGCUUGAUCUUCACCAUGUUGCUGGUGGCCAUGUUGGGGAUUAUUACAGCUUCUUGUUCAACAGCAAGAUCUAUGAAGGCUCUUCUUUGUAUGCUAGCGCCAUAGCCAACAAACUGAUUGAGGUUCUGGACAGCCAAUACGCAGCCGUUCCACCUACCAACAGCUAUUAGCUAGAGGACAGAUAUUGAAUUGCUUGUUAUAUAUUUAUACAUAUAUAUAUAUAUAUAUAUAUACCGAAUCUAUGCAGCUUCUAUAAGUUUUCUGUCUUGUUUAAAAUCACAUUGCAGGGGACUGCUGAUUUUAACUUUAUAGUAGCAAAACUUUCUAUUUGGUAGGAUUUGGAUGGAGAAUAUAGUAGCAUAGGAAUAUGACUUUCAUUACUCUUUAAGGCUAAGCUAGAAAAAUGGUAGUUUGAUUUUCCUCAUUAUGCAAUUUUGGUAGUACAUGUUUCACUGUUAUGGUUUAAGUUGCUUAAUUAAUUAAUUAUCAA
Molecule: messenger RNA, 2044 nt
Organism: Ziziphus jujuba (common jujube)
Lineage: Eukaryota; Viridiplantae; Streptophyta; Magnoliopsida; Rosales; Rhamnaceae
Product: transcription factor bHLH91
Exons: 3
Coding region: 246-1724 (492 amino acids)
Biological process (GO): regulation of DNA-templated transcription; anther wall tapetum development
Molecular function (GO): protein dimerization activity
Source: RefSeq, a predicted model, not a curated record